AGAACAAUUUAGUGACCUCGACCACUAGAUUCGACGAGAAAUCCCCACUAGGCUAAAUAUUUCGUAUGCACAGAAUUAUUUAGUGGGAGUGACCACUAAAUUCGACGAAAAAUCUCCACUAGGCCUAAAUAUUUCGUAUGUUCAGUCAUAUUUAGUGAUAGUGCCGACUAACGUUUUAGUUGAGGAAUCUAGUGGGCGACUGACCGCACUAAUUGGAUUUAGUGGAGUGAAUAGUGGAGCUUUUCUCCAAUAUGGCGGUAAACAGGCAUGUAUUUGAUAGGGAUUUUAAUGAAUUUAUUGUGUAUGCGAGGGAUAAUCCUUAUGCACCUGCGCCUAGAAGAUAUUUAAGGGAUGUGGAUAAUCCUUUAGAAUUUUACAGCAACAGUGAGUUUUUCAGACGGUUUCGUUUUUCAAAGGAAACCGUCACCGAUGUUAUUGUUCCACUUGUAACCCAAGACAACGGUGAAAAUCGUGGCCUGCCGGUUCCAACAAUCAUCAAAGUAACUACUGCUUUGCGAUUUUAUGGGAGCAACAGUUUUCAGAUUGUCUGUGGUGAUCUGAACCACCUGAAUCAGUCUACUGUGAGCAGAAUCGUGAAGGUGGUAUCUCAAGAACUGGCUGCACAUUUGCAGCAGUAUGUGCAUUUCCCAGGGGUUCCACAACUAAGGGAAAACACACUGAGGUUUUUUGAGGUGGGUGGCUUCCCAGGAGUGAGUGGCUGUAUUGACUGCACUCACGUGGGAAUAAGCAGCCCAGGAGGUCAGUUCGCAGAACUCUAUCGAAACCGCAAGCAGUACAUGUCGCUGAAUGUCCAGGUUGUUAGUGGACCGAAUUUGGAGAUCCUGGAUGUAGUCACAAGAUGGCCUGGCAGUACCCAUGACUCUCGUAUCUUCAACAACAGUAGAGUCAUGGUUCGUUUUGAAACGAAGACUCUGCCUGGACAUCUUCUGGGAGAUAAUGGAUAUCCUCAGUUGGAAUUUUUGUACACUCCAUUAUUGGCCCCAGUAACUCCUGCAGAUAUCCAAUACAACACUGCUCACAAGAAAACAAGGAAUCUGGUGGAACGAUUGUUUGGUGUUUGGAAGCGAAGAUUCGCAUGCCUUGGGCAUCGGCUGCGAACAAAGCUCCAAACAUCAAGCACAGUAAUUCUUGCUUGUGCUGUGCUGCACAACGUGGCAGUGCGACGUGGAGAGCCUCUGCCACCUCCAGGUGAUGAGAACCAUCUGCCUGCAGUGCCUGUGGCAAAUUUACAGCCACGCAACAACCGCGGAGCAGUAAUCCGAAGACAGUUUAUAGAGCGUCAUUUUAAUUAGCAUUAUUAAACAGUUGUUUCUUCAUGUAUUUCGUUAAAUACUUAAUUACCUUCUCUGGAUAAACUUUGACUUAAAUUAAAAUUGGUGAUUCCCUAAAGUGUUUUGUUAUAUGUCUUGGAACUAUCGCACAAUGCCAAGAUGUCUGCUCCAUGUUUUAAUUGGCAUUCUGGAAGACCUGAAUAAUAUUUGAACUGUUGAUUUCAGAUGAGCCUGCCAUGGUUUAAUAGGCCUCUUGGGGAAACUCUCCAUGCAAAUAAAAAAGAGUUAAC
Molecule: messenger RNA, 1582 nt
Organism: Bacillus rossius redtenbacheri
Lineage: Eukaryota; Metazoa; Arthropoda; Insecta; Phasmatodea; Bacillidae
Product: putative nuclease HARBI1
Exons: 4
Coding region: 252-1313 (353 amino acids)
Source: RefSeq, a predicted model, not a curated record